Messenger RNA from Hypoxylon trugodes, 1839 nucleotides. RefSeq names its product MFS general substrate transporter. The transcript has 2 exons. Gene Ontology annotation, biological process: transmembrane transport. Gene Ontology annotation, cellular component: membrane. Gene Ontology annotation, molecular function: transmembrane transporter activity. Bases 1 to 1839 code for a protein of 612 amino acids. The record is from RefSeq and is a predicted model, not a curated record. Lineage: Eukaryota; Fungi; Ascomycota; Sordariomycetes; Xylariales; Hypoxylaceae.
AUGGAUCACAAACCAGGACCUGCUCGGUCUUUCUCAGAACCCGAAUUUUAUCAUGGAACAGGCACAGAAACGCCAUAUUUGGGCCUGGAGACAAGUGCUUUCCCCUCUGGUUUAGCUUCGCCCGAUCCCUUAUUGGGACCUUCAAGCCAUGACUAUUUCGCUCUUGACCGCAGGGCAUUGGCCCGGGCUCUAGGCCAAGCCGGCGGAAGCAGUCAAAAUCAAAUUGAGAUUCAAAUGCAGACUCGGGAUAUUACCGACCGCGACAAUGAAGAGGUCCUACUAGAUCCUAUGCUAGAGCUUGGCGCCAUUCGGAGCCGUAGCGUAGCAGCAGGCGGGCAUGCCCUCGACGAAGAAGUUGGCGACACACCGGGAUCAAAUGCUCCCGGAACUUCGCAAGGUAGACCACCCGAGUUACCGAAUCUGGCGGCGGAGGUUGUCUUCGUGCUCGUGUGCACCGCCGGACAGGUCAUUUCUGCCCUAACAUACGGUCACGCGGUGGUUUCGCAGACCACGCUACGCAAUGAUUUGGGUCUACCCGCUACUCAAACCCCCUGGAUCCUCGGCUCCGCGCUGCUAGCCAGUGGACUGUCCGUUAUCACCGCAGGGUCGCUUGCGGACCUGGCUCCUCCAAAGCCCUUGAUGGUAGCGGCUUUCGCAUGGAGUGCGGCAUGGCACGGUGUAACAGCUGCUGCCAUUUCACCGCGAUUGAAGGUUUUGUUCUUCAUUGCACGCGCGAUGCAAGGACUCUCACUCGGUGUCCUUGUAUCUGCAUCCAUGAGUAUUCUGGGUCGUGUGUAUAAGCCUGGUGUUCGCAAGACGCGGGUGUUUUCGUUGAUGGCAGGAGGUGCACCGAUCGGAUUCUGGCUAGGCUGCGUGCAUGCUGGCGCAUUAAGCGCCAAUCUACCAUGGCUCUUCGGAAGUACCGCCAUCUUCUUAGGGUUUGUCACAUUGGCCGCGCAUAUGACGCUACCAGACCUGAGCCCUGCGAAGGACAGCAACGACGCGGAUGCACCCUCUCUACGGCAAUUCGACUACCUCGGCGGUGCGCUCUCGUCCGUAGGCUGCGGUCUUGUACUUUUCGGAUUGACCCAAGGGUCAUCGGCUCAAUGGAGUGCAUACACAUACUCCCUAAUCAUCGUAGGCCUCCUAAUGUUCGUCGCCUUCGCCUACGUCGAGCGAUGUGUCGCGCGUCCUUUAGUUCCCAAUGGGCUAUGGAAGACGCCUGGGUUCGCGGCUUUAUUGAUAUCGUAUUUCCUAGGAUACGGGGGUUACUCCGGGGCGUGGCAAUUCUACGCCGUUCAAUUCUGGCAACGGUACCAAGGCGCCAGCCCGCUCACUGUGGCUCUGUACAUUCUGCCUAAUGGCAUAGUCGGAGUUUUGGCUGCUUGGAUUGUGUCCAAGACGUUGCAUGUCUUCCCCGGGCACUGGAUAUUCACGGCGAGCAUGGUCAGCUUCGCCAUGGGACCUGUAUUUUUCCUGCCCCAGACGCCGAACACAUCAUAUUGGGCACUAUCGAUGCCUGGAGUGGCGCUGGCGACAUUUGGUCCCGAUCUGAGUUUCGCAGCGGCUGCCAUCUUCAUCACGUCGAGCGUACCACGAUCCUAUCAGGGCUCAGCGGGCGCACUCCUUGUCACGGCGCAGAACCUGACUUCCGCCAUUAUGACCUCGAUUUCAGACUCGAUCGGUGUGAAGAUCGACCAACUACCAACGGGCGAGAUAGGACUCCAGGGAUUAAGAGCGAUUUGGUGGUUCGGCCUUGCAUCGGCGACCAUAGGAGCUCUGAUCACGGCCACGAUGGUACGGAUCCCUAAGGCGGAGGAGAAGGAGCACGUGCAGUAA